AUGCCUCUCUACAACGUUACCCUGAAGAAGGACGCUCCUCACGAGGAACUCGAAAAGGCCAAGCAGCAGGCUAGAGCCAACGGCGGCACCAUCCAGCACGAGUACAGCCUCAUUAAGGGCUUCACCGUGCAAUACCCAGAUGACCACGUCCAAACCCUCCAAACGACCGAGCACAUCCACGUCGAACAGGAUGGAGAAGUCCGGACCCAGUAA
Molecule: messenger RNA, 213 nt
Organism: Aspergillus chevalieri
Lineage: Eukaryota; Fungi; Ascomycota; Eurotiomycetes; Eurotiales; Aspergillaceae
Exons: 4
Coding region: 1-213 (70 amino acids)
Biological process (GO): vacuole fusion, non-autophagic
Molecular function (GO): endopeptidase inhibitor activity
Source: RefSeq, a predicted model, not a curated record